AUGAGUUAUUAUGGCAGUACCGCCUCAACCUUCAUCGGCUCCUCAAUCCAAGGCCCUAGCCAUUUUGUCAGCGAGAAUGAACAUCAUGUACCUUAUGGACCGGGAGAAGUCUCCUGGGACUUCGUCUCAUUUCUGGCCCUUGUCUCCAGCUCAACGUCCUAUACGGAGUGGACGGGGAUUGGUAUGAGCCGGAUCCACAUCACCCCAAGCAAUAUCGCUCUCUCUGAAAGAAAAGGGCAGGGCUCUAGCUUCUCAAUAUCCUUGAUCGAUCGCAAAGAGUUUUCCAAAGUUUUGCCACAUGACAUGGUUCGCUUAAAACACCUCCCUAAGCUCUUAGCUGUGAAGACGCCGAUCCUAGAUCCGGAAUUGAGAACACAGAGGAAUCGGUACAUUUUCGACUCAAUGACAAGAGAAUAUCGCAUAUUGAAUUAUAAGUCACUAAGAAACCACGAGAACAUCGUCCGACUGGUUGGUUGCUGCUGGCGAACCGUAAACACGGAAUUGGACAUCACAGUUCCGAACCUUGUACUCGAAGGUUCAGAUCUCGGUGACCUCGAGGACUUUUAUCAGCAGCAUGGAAAUAGUAUCACGAUGCGAAGACGACUUGGACUCUGUAUUGAUAUUGUUCUAGGUGUCGAUGCUCUUCAUCAAGCUGGCAUUUUGCACGGGGAUCUCAAACCUCGUAAUAUACUGGUCUUCAAAGAUAAGGAAAGGGGCUUCAUUGCCAAAAUAGCGGACUUCGGCUCUUCCAUCUCACUACACCAUUCCACCUUCCCCCGGAAGGCAUGCUCUGGAACAACGCUAUUUUACGCACCCGAACGGCUUGAUGGCCAACAAAAUUACAGCAGAGACGGCCUUUUGAAAGCCGAAAUCUAUACCCUAGGGUUCCUCCUUGCAUUUUUGGUCAGAGGACCCCAUAUAUUAGAUAGACUCAGCUCAGCUAGUCCUGAUCUUGUCAGGAAUCUCAAAAGACAAGGCGAACUGGCAAACUGGAUGAUGCAGGGUGAAGACCUGCUGACUCUUGACAGUAUGGUACGACCAACAUUUGGAAAAGACGCAGCUGAGCGGCGGCGCCAACGCGGCAUUUGGAGAUGGUCCCAGAACCAGAUAAUCAACAUGAUACAGGCGCAGCGGAGGAAAGGCAACUUUUCAAGUUUUGAUAGUAUGAUGGGUGACGGGGAUUGGAUCACGCUGGCCAACUCCCAGAUGAAAGAUGAGAAAGCAGAAAUGCUGCUCAUUGAUAUUGUCAAUCGCGUCAUGGUAGUUGAGCCGACCAAGCGACCUGCUGACGUACAGUCCGUCCUCCUAGCUCUUAGGAAGAUUUUGACAUUGGAGCUCUAUGCUGUGUAUGAUACCAACUACCAAUGGCUUAGGUUGUGCGAAGAACAGCUCGCAUCAAGCCGAAGACGGCUCAACCCGGAAGGUCUGCACGAGGGUCUUCCUGCUAUGCUUAAUAGUCAAGAGGUCGAUGCUGCCAUUCUGGACUACGCCUUGAGCCCAUCAAAUAGCUAUAACUCAGACAUAUGGCGGAGACCUAACGUCUUCCGCCAUAUUCGAUUCAUAUGGCGAUUUGGGAGCCCUGCCAAAUUCACAAAGAAAAAUCCGCGGAUAUAUCGGCUCUUCACUCGCACGGGGCGACCGGAACUCGAAAGAAAACAGAAAAGCCGGCAUCAUCAAGAGCAAAACGAGGAAAAUUGGACAGACAAGGAGGAUGUCUUCCAGGCGACAUUGGACGAAAGAUAUACCUCGCUCAUACCACAAAGCGUCCGAAGGGAGCUCACUAAGCAACUCGAAUUCAUUGCAGACUCUCCUACAGAAGCUGGACCCCGUCGUCUUGUUGCUUGUUUCGAAUACGCGCUGAUGAUUCUUUGCUACGAUGAUGUCUCAAGAUCGGAUGUCGAACUCAUUUCAAGAGCCCUUUCCUACCUAUAUCGUGCGGCAAACUUGGGGCAUCAUCGAGCCCAGAGCAUGGUUGGCAGACUAUCUGCCCUAUUUGACCGUGUAACAACCAUUGGCCGUGACAGGGAGUUUGAAUGGCUAUACCAGUCUUCUCUAAAGGGCAGUCUCACUGCUAUGGAGCGACUGCGAACAUUUAAUUUUGCUGCAUAUGAACAAGUACAACAUUUGCUACGCUUUAAAUAUAACGGCUCUUACGUCAAAGGAGAGUUAUGGAAGGAUACAGAGUAUCUGCUUAUUCUGAUCUCUGCAGGCCUGAGACAUUCUCCACCAAAUUUCAUACAUAUGCUUGUCGCACACGGUCAGCUAAGGAGCCUCAAAAGGAUUUCACAUCUCUCCAUUGAAAACUUCAAUACUAUAAAUGGCUUGGGUGAGACACCCCUAGUUGUUGCUUGUCGUUGUGGCCAUGCAAGAGUUGUGGAGCUCCUUCUUAAGCUCGGAGCAGACCCAUCAAUUGGAACAUUUGACAGCGUUCAUCCUUUGCAUUUUCUCAGUGCAUUUCCUGAGGAAGAUAUUCCUCAGAUGACACAUCUUCUUCUCCAGCAUGGCGCACAAAUUGAGGUCCACUCCCAGGGAGGAGAUGUCUACCGACAGGGACUUGAUGGCCGGUUUGGUAUAGAGGACGGAACGCCGCUGCUGUGGUCAGUGUGGGCGGGAAAUAUUACGGCCAUCAAAGAACUGCUCAGACAUGGUGCGGAUGUUUUUUCAUACAGACCACUAAACGAAUGGGAUAUGCGAGGUGACGCGGUCAUUUAUUCCUCUCCGCUCGAGGCUGCCAUUAACACUUAUAGAUACAAUAUCGUUGAUCUUUUGCUGUCAUCGUGCAAAGACCAGAAGGAUUUAGAACUGGGGUUGAAUGAUCUUCGACUAGUAGGCAAAAGCGUCAGUGCAACCCCAUUACUGAUGGCUCUGGAGAGAAAAAUACUUUCGAGGCUGAGAUCGACGCUAUUCCACGGUCCAUUCCGUCAUUACGCUCAGUUGAGAACGGUCGAAACCUUGCUGCGCUAUGGUUCCAAUCCUCUUCGUCUCAGCAAAGAGAGCUCAGGUGCAUCCGUCCAUGCAAUUGGACUCGUCUGUCAGGAUAAUAAUCUUUCUCUGCUUGAAUUUCUCUGGAACUACCACGAGGGCAAAUUGCGGCCAUCCUCAGAACAGUAUCUCGAAUGCGUUUUCGACGCAAUACGGACAUCAAACCGAUGCAUAUUUGAUUUCCUACUGUCCCAUCAGCACGACAUUCCUCGAACCCCAGAAACCUACAAGAUGCUGUUGAAACUAUUGAGUAAGACCUGUGGCCUUUCUUCUGAUUUCCACUACCUAUCUUCUGUCGUCGCAUCCAUUGUCCAAGCUUUGCCAUUGGCCCCUUCUGGAGCCACAAAAAGGCCCGAUUUUACCGAGCAGGUAUUUGUCUCUCUUGUUGCAGGAAAUAUUGGAGCUGCGAGAUUGCUCUGCCAGUAUGGCAAUUGCAGCUUCACUAGGCCAUUCGAUAACUUCUCGGUGCUGGCGAGAGUGAUCCAACUAGAUGCAGUUUUCCCAAUUCUUCAGGAUAGAGUUGGCAACCUGCUGCACUUGGUUUCCUCAUUCCUUUCGGUGGAAGAAAAGAGCGAAUUAUUUUGGAAGUGUGCAUUUCACGAAGAUGGUGGCCGACGCUUUCCACUUACAGCCCUUCAAUUUGCCUUUAUGGGCCAAGAACACACGCGUGGAACUACGGAGAGCCUGGCGGCGAUGAACCCAAGGCUUCUGCCCAAUAUCCUCCGGGCUUUUCACGAACCUGAGUUUCUGAAUGCUCGAAUCGAUCCUUGGUCUCUGGAUUUCCCUGGCGACACUGCUCUGCACAUGGCCGCGCGAAAAGGGUGCGUGAAGGAGAUACACGCACUGCUUAACGGUCAGCACGGAGGUUCCUUUGAUCUCAACCUUAGAAACGUCCACAACGAAACACCGGUGGACCUGUUCAUCGCACACCAUGAGAAGCUUGUUAAUGAAUUAGAGGAACGAUUUGAACAUUUAGGUUCUUUGUCUACGGCAGGUGCCUUGUUAAGAAAGCUCGCCGAUGUUGAAGCUGCUAUCUCGUCCCUGUUGGAUAAGCGAGAAUGUAGUAUAUUCGUGUUCUGCCUUGUGGCCGUAAAAGAAUCACAGGACACGUUUCUCUUUAUGCGGCGGCCAAACAUUAAAAUCCGUGUUCCUUACGUACCAGGCAAGUCUCCCAACCACCUUCUAGUUCUGAAGUGACUGUGAAUACACUGCUAAGGCUUCCGUGGGUAGGUCACACAAUUGGGAAGUAUCCUUUAUCUGCUAAUGAGCAUGAGGAUGUUGACCAGGUUCUCAACCUAGAAGUUUCCAGACUGAUCCCAUUUGUCGACUCCCCUUCAAAGUAUGGCAAAGUCCUGUCGAAGGAUCUGGAUAAUUUUAUUAAGAAGCUAGCUUGAUGGAAUCCCUUCUGUCUGCAAUAUACUCUGCUUUCAACUUAAAUCAUCAUCAAGGCAUGUGUUUUGUACUUUGCGAUUCUCUAGCGAGAAAAAUAUCAUCACAACUGCAUCAUCUGCAUCAAAUGCGGGAUCCAGGGUGUCUGGACU
Messenger RNA from Aspergillus eucalypticola CBS 122712, 4523 nucleotides. RefSeq lists its product as uncharacterized. Gene Ontology annotation, cellular component: cytoplasm. The transcript has 3 exons. Gene Ontology annotation, molecular function: protein serine/threonine kinase activity; ATP binding; protein binding. NCBI's taxonomy places the organism in Eukaryota, Fungi, Ascomycota, Eurotiomycetes, Eurotiales, Aspergillaceae. The record is from RefSeq and is a predicted model, not a curated record. Gene Ontology annotation, biological process: autophagy; peptidyl-serine phosphorylation. The coding region runs from base 1 to 4179 and encodes 1392 amino acids.